GUUGGCCCUCAUCAGUAUUAUACUCUGAAGUUCAAACUGAUCGGUGAGCUGUGCUGAUCCCACAGUGUAACCAUGGGGGACGCAGAGAUGUCUGUGUUUGGGAAUGCCGCCCAGUACCUGAGGAAGUCAGAGAAGGAGCGUAUGGAGGCCUCCACUCGGCCCUUCGACAUCAAGAAGGAAUGCUUCGUCCCGGAUCCGGUGGAAGAGUUCGUGAAGGCCACAAUCACCAGUCGAGAAGGAGACAAGGUCACUGUGGACACACAGCAUGGGAAGACUCUGACCUUCAAGGACAGUCAGAUCUUGCAACAAAAUCCUCCAAAGUUUGACAAGAUUGAAGACAUGGCGAUGCUGACCUUCCUCCAUGAACCAGCCGUGCUGUUUAACCUCAAAGAGCGUUACGCAGCAUGGAUGAUCUACACCUACUCUGGGCUGUUCUGUGUGACUGUCAACCCCUACAAGUGGCUGCCAGUCUACGACCAAGCGGUGGUUGUAGCUUAUAGAGGAAAGAAGAGGAGUGAAGCUCCUCCUCACAUCUUCUCCAUCUCUGACAACGCCUACCAGUACAUGCUGGCAGACCGUGAAAAUCAGUCAAUUCUGAUCACCGGAGAAUCUGGUGCAGGAAAGACUGUCAAUACAAAGCGUGUCAUUCAGUAUUUUGCAAGUAUUGCAGCUGGAGGCAUAAAGAAAGACCCCAACGCCAAGGACAAGGGUACCCUGGAGGAUCAAAUCAUCCAGGCCAACCCUGCGCUGGAGGCUUUUGGGAAUGCCAAGACCAUCAGGAAUGACAACUCAUCCCGUUUUGGUAAAUUCAUCCGAAUUCAUUUUGACACCAGGGGGAAAUUAGCUUCUGCUGAUAUUGAAACAUACCUUCUGGAGAAGUCUCGUGUGAUCUUCCAGCUCAAGGCUGAGAGAGAUUAUCACAUUUUCUACCAGAUCUUGUCAAAUAAGAAACCCGAACUUCUGGAGAUGCUGCUGAUCACCAAUAAUCCCUACGACUACGCCUUCAUCUCACAGGGGGAAACACAAGUGGCGUCCAUAGAUGAUGCAGAUGAACUGAUGGCAACAGAUAGCGCCUUUGAUGUUUUAGGCUUCACUCAAGAGGAAAAGAACUCUGUGUACAAGCUGACUGGUGCCAUCAUGCAUCAUGGCAACAUGAAAUUCAAGAUGAGGCCUCGAGAGGAGCAGGCCGAGGCCGAUGGCACUGAAGAUGCUGAUAAAGUGGCAUAUCUGAUGGGCCUGAACUCUGCUGACCUGAUCAAAGGUCUCUGUCACCCAAGAGUCAAAGUAGGAAACGAGUGGGUCACCAAGGGACAAAAUGUCGCCCAGGUGAACUAUGCUGUUGGAGCUCUAUCCAAAGCUGUUUAUGAGAAGAUGUUUCUGUGGAUGGUAGUAAGAAUCAACCAGUCACUGGAAACCAGGCAGCCACGACAAUACUUCAUCGGUGUGCUGGACAUUGCUGGAUUUGAGAUCUUUGAUUUCAACACCUUUGAGCAGCUCUGCAUCAACUUCACCAAUGAAAAACUGCAACAGUUUUUCAACCAUCACAUGUUUGUGCUGGAGCAAGAGGAGUACAAGAAGGAGGGGAUUGAAUGGACUUUCAUUGAUUUUGGUAUGGAUCUGCAGGCCUGCAUCGACCUGAUUGAAAAGCCCAUGGGCAUCAUGUCCAUCCUUGAAGAGGAGUGCAUGUUCCCCAAAGCAUCCGACACCACCUUCAAAGCGAAGCUCUAUGACAACCACCUGGGAAAAUCCAGCAACUUCCAGAAGCCCAGAAUCGUCAAAGGAAAACCAGAGGCUCAUUUCGCCCUGGUUCACUACGCUGGAACUGUUGAUUAUAACAUCAACAACUGGCUGGUGAAGAACAAGGACCCUCUGAAUGAGACCGUUGUUGGACUCUACCAGAAGUCGAAUCUGAAACUACUCGCAACAUUGUUUGCAAAUUAUGCUGGAGCGGAUUCAGCAAUGGGUGAAGGUGGUGAAGGUAAAAAAGAGAAGAAAAAGAAGGGAUCAUCAUUUCAGACUGUGUCUGCUCUCCAUAGGGAGAAUCUGAACAAGCUGAUGACCAACCUGAGGUCCACUCACCCUCACUUUGUGCGCUGCAUCAUCCCCAACGAGACCAAGACUCCUGGGGCCAUGGAGAACCCUCUGGUCAUGCACCAGCUGCGCUGUAACGGCGUGCUGGAAGGCAUCAGGAUCUGCAGAAAGGGAUUCCCCAACAGGAUCCUCUACGGAGAUUUCAAGCAGAGAUAUCGCAUCCUGAAUCCUGCUGCCAUCCCUGAAGGCCAGUUUAUUGACAGCAAGAAGGGAGCUGAGAAACUUCUUGGGUCUUUGGAUAUUGAUCACAAUCAAUACAGAUUUGGACAUACCAAGGUUUUCUUCAAGGCUGGACUGCUGGGUCUGCUUGAGGAAAUGAGAGAUGAGCGUCUCUCCAAAAUUAUCACUGGAAUUCAAGCCAGGUCUCGGGGUCUUCUGUCCCGUAUUGAGUAUCAGAAGAUGGUGGAGCGCAGGGAUGCUUUACUGGUAAUCCAAUGGAACAUCCGUUCCUUCAUGGGAGUCAAAAAUUGGCCCUGGAUGAAGCUGUUCUUCAAGAUCAAGCCUCUGCUGAGAUCUGCUGAGGCAGAAAAGGAGAUGGCCAACAUGAAGGAAGAAUUCCUGAAGUUGAAGGAGGCUUAUGCAAAGUCUGAAGCCCGUAGAAAGGAGCUUGAGGAGAAAAUGGUCUCGCUUCUCCAAGAGAAGAACGACUUGCAGCUUCAAGUCCAAGCAGAGCAAGAUAAUCUCUGUGAUGCAGAGGAGAGAUGUGAGGGGUUGAUCAAAAAUAAGAUUCAACUCGAAGCAAAAGCCAAAGAGCUCACAGAAAGAUUGGAGGAUGAGGAAGAAAUCAAUGCUGAACUUACAGCGAAGAAGAGAAAACUGGAGGACGAGUGCUCUGAGUUAAAGAAAGACAUCGAUGACUUGGAGCUGACUCUGGCUAAAGUGGAGAAAGAGAAACAUGCCACUGAAAACAAGGUGAAGAACCUGGUUGAGGAGAUGGCAGCUCUGGAUGAAAUCAUCGCCAAGCUGACCAAAGAAAAGAAAGCCUUGCAGGAAGCUCAUCAGCAAACACUGGACGACCUGCAGAGUGAAGAAGACAAAGUCAACACUCUGACCAAGGCCAAGACCAAGCUGGAACAGCAAGUCGAUGAUCUUGAAGGAUCUCUUGAACAAGAGAAGAAAAUUCGAAUGGAUCUUGAAAGAGCCAAGAGAAAGUUGGAGGGAGACUUAAAGUUGACCCAGGAGUCUGUGAUGGAUCUAGAAAAUGACAAACAGCAGCUGGAAGAGCGUCUGAAGAAGAAAGACUUCGAGAUCAGUCAGCUGAACAGCAAGAUUGAAGAUGAACAGGCCAUCAUCCUUCAGCUCCAGAAGAAGCUGAAAGAGCUGCAGGCCCGCGUUGAGGAGCUGGAGGAAGAGCUGGAAGCAGAGCGAGCUGCUCGAGCCAAGGUGGAGAAGCAGAGGGCAGAUCUGGCCAGAGAGCUGGAGGAGAUCAGCGAGAGGCUGGAGGAGGCCGGAGGAGCAACAUCCGCUCAGAUUGAGAUGAACAAGAAGAGGGAGGCUGAGUUUCAGAAGCUCCGCAGAGACCUUGAAGAGGCCACUCUGCAGCAUGAAGCCACGGCCGCCACCCUCAGGAAGAAACAAGCCGACAGCGUCGCUGACCUGGGAGAGCAGAUCGAUAACCUGCAGAGAGUCAAGCAGAAACUGGAGAAGGAGAAGAGCGAGCUCCGGCUGGAACUGGACGACGUGGUCUCCAGUAUGGAACAAGUAGCUAAGUCCAAGACCAUUUUGGAGAAGACCUGCAGAACUUUGGAGGAUCAAAACAAUGAAUACAGGAACAAGUGUGAUGAGUACCAAAGAUCCAUUAAUGACUUCACUACGAGCAAAGCUAAACUUCAGGCUGAGAAUGAUGAGCUUGCCCGACAGAUGGAGGAGAAAGAAUCUCUGAUAUCACAGCUGACCAGAGGGAAGAAUUCCUACAACCAACAACUUGAGGAUCUAAAAAGACAACUCGAAGAGGAAAUAAAAGCAAAGAACGCCCUGGCCCAUGCAGUGCAGUCUGCUCGCCACGACUGUGACCUCCUCAGGGAGCAGUAUGAGGAGGAGCAGGAGGCCAAAGCUGAGCUGCAGCGUGGCAUGUCCAAAGCCAACUCAGAGGUGGCUCAGUGGAGAACCAAGUAUGAGACUGAUGCCAUCCAGAGGACCGAGGAACUGGAAGAGGCCAAAAAGAAGCUGGCUCAGCGCCUGCAGGAUGCUGAGGAGGCUGUGGAAGCAGUGAAUGCUAAAUGCUCCUCUCUGGAGAAGACCAAACACAGACUGCAGAAUGAGAUUGAAGAUCUCAUGGUGGAUGUAGAGAGGUCUAAUGCUGCUGCUGCUGCUCUGGACAAGAAGCAAAGAAACUUUGACAAAGUCCUUUCUGAGUGGAAGCAAAAGUAUGAGGAAUGCCAGUGUGAGCUGGAGAGCUCUCAGAAGGAGGCGAGAUCUUUGAGUACUGAACUCUUCAAACUGAAAAACUCCUAUGAGGAAUCCCUCGAACAUCUUGAGACACUGAAAAGAGAGAACAAGAAUCUUCAGGAGGAAAUUUCUGACCUCACUGAGCAACUUGGUGAAGGAGGUAAAACCAUUCACGAGUUGGAGAAGGUCCGUAAGCAACUGGAUCAAGAAAAGGGUGAGGUUCAGUCGGCCCUUGAAGAAGCUGAGGCUUCUCUUGAGCACGAAGAGGGCAAGAUCCUCAGAGCUCAGCUUGAGUUUAACCAGAUUAAGGCUGAUAUUGAGCGGAAAUUAUCUGAAAAAGAUGAAGAGAUGGAGCAGAGCAAGAGGAAUAUGCAGAGGACAAUUGACACUCUGCAGAGCUCUUUGGAAGCUGAGACUCGCAGCAGAAAUGAGGCUCUCCGUCUGAAAAAGAAAAUGGAGGGAGACCUCAAUGAGAUGGAGAUCCAGCUGAGCCAGGCCAACAGGCAGGCGGCCGAGGCCCAGAAACAACUGAAGGCUGUCCAUGCACAUCUCAAGGAUGCCCAACUCCAGCUCGACGACUCUCUGCGAGCCAAUGAGGACUUAAGGGAAAACACUGCCAUAGUGGAAAGACGCAGCAACCUGCUUCAGACCGAAGUGGAAGAACUGAGGGCUGCUCUGGAGCAAACGGAGAGAAGUCGCAAACUUGCUGAGCAAGAGCUUCUGGAUGUCAGUGAGAGGGUGCAGCUCCUGCACUCACAGAACACCAGUCUAAUCAACCAUAAGAAGAAGCUGGAGGCGGACACAGUCCAGCUCCAGUCAGAAGUGGAGGAUGCAGUGCAGGAAUCCAGGAAUGCAGAGGAGAAGGCCAAAAAGGCCAUCACUGAUGCUGCCAUGAUGGCAGAGGAGCUGAAGAAAGAGCAGGACACCAGCGCUCACCUGGAGCGCAUGAAGAAGAACAUGGAGCAAACCAUCAAGGACCUGCAGCACCGUCUGGAUGAAGCUGAACAGAUCGCCAUGAAGGGAGGCAAGAAGCAGGUGCAGAAGCUGGAGGCCCGGGUGAGAGAGUUGGAAAAUGAAGUGGAAAUGGAGCAAAAGAAAAGCAGUGAAGCUGUGAAGGGUGUCCGGAAAUAUGAGCGCCGCAUCAAGGAGCUUACCUACCAGACUGAGGAGGAUCGCAAGAACAUGGCUCGACUCCAAGAUCUGGUAGAUAAGCUGCAGCUGAAAGUCAAAGCCUACAAGAGAUCUGCUGAGGAGGCUGAAGAACAGGCUAAUGUCCAUCUUGGCAAGUUGCGCAAGCUGCAGCACGAGCUGGACGAGGCCGAUGAGAGAGCUGACAUCGCCGAGUCUCAGGUCAACAAGCUGCGUGCCAAGACACGGGAUGUUGGCUCCAAGAAAGGCUUUGAUGAGGAGUGAAGCUCGGGAAUCCACUGAGAGCCUUUUUGUGUGCUGUGUGAUUGUAGAUCCCCUCAACUGUCACAAUUCACAACCUGUAGAGAUAAUAAAAUUUCAUCAAGCUGUUGCAA
Molecule: messenger RNA, 6002 nt
Organism: Salarias fasciatus (jewelled blenny)
Lineage: Eukaryota; Metazoa; Chordata; Actinopteri; Blenniiformes; Blenniidae
Product: myosin-7-like
Exons: 38
Coding region: 73-5892 (1939 amino acids)
Biological process (GO): adult heart development; sarcomere organization; muscle filament sliding
Cellular component (GO): cytoplasm; myosin II complex; myosin filament
Molecular function (GO): ATP binding; actin filament binding; microfilament motor activity
Source: RefSeq, a predicted model, not a curated record